Messenger RNA from Phascolarctos cinereus (koala), 1986 nucleotides. RefSeq names its product clusterin like 1 (gene CLUL1). NCBI's taxonomy places the organism in Eukaryota, Metazoa, Chordata, Mammalia, Diprotodontia, Phascolarctidae. Gene Ontology annotation, cellular component: nucleus. The record is from RefSeq and is a predicted model, not a curated record. Gene Ontology annotation, molecular function: misfolded protein binding.
AUGAAGCCUCCAAUUCUGAUGUUUACUGUGCAUCUGUUAUGGCUGAAAGGCUGUCAGUGUGCACCUACUUGGAAAGACACAACUGAUCUCAGUGAAAACCUAAAGAGCUUGUCUGUGGUUGGAGAGCAAUAUGUAGAUGAAGAGGUGAAGAAAGCUUUGAUUGGAAUUAAGCAGAUGAAAAUCAUGAUGGAAAGAAAUGAAGUAAAACAUAAGGAGCUAAUGAAAACCUUGAAGAAAAGCAGUAAAGAAAAACAGGAGGCCCUGCAACUUAUGAAUGAAGUCAAAGAAAGACUGGAGGCGGAGGAAAAGCGAUGCCAGGUGUCUUUGACAGGUUUAUGGGAUGAAUGCAAGUCUUGUCUGGAAAGCAGUUGCAUGAGAUUUUAUACAACCUGCCAACCAAGUUGGUCCACUGUGAUAAAUAAGAUUGAAAGCUUUUUCAAGAAAAUGCCUCAAUUAAUUUUUCCUUUUCAUGAGGAUGAAGCAAAAGCUCUUCCUGUCACUGAAAAGUUGGAUGAGGAGGAUACUCAGCUAUCCCAAAUGGAGGGCACAUUCAACCAACUGACCAUGGAUGUGAACACACUAUUCGACAGGAGCACCGAUGUCUUCAAACAGAUACAGAAAGAAUUUGACCAGGCUUUCCAAACAUACUUCAUCUCAGACACAGACUUAACAGAGGCCUACUUACUUCCAGCUUUAUCAGAGACAACCCCCCAAAACACAAGUCUUCUGAAAAGCUGGGACAUACCCAAUUUCUUUCAGCUAUUUUUUGAUUUCAGCAAAUCAAUUUUGACAGGUAUUGGUGAAACGAUUACUGAAAUGCUAAAAGGAAUGAAGAAUUUACCAGAACAAGUGAAAGAGCCUGACAAAGCAGGAAUGUUUUUGGAGGUUUUCCCUGGACACAACAGAGUACCAUGUAAAGAGCUUAGCCAGAAUUUGUCUGGAUGUUCUGAAUUUCAAGAAAGAUGUCAAAAAUGCCAAGAAAACCUCUUGCAAGACUGCCCUGAUGUCCCUGAGCUGCACAUGAAGUUUGAUGAAGCCUUUAAACUGGUUAACAUUUCUGAGCAGCAAUAUACCCAGAUUUUCCAGAUGACCCAGCAUCACAUGGAAGACAUGAUAGCCAUGAUGGGGAAGAUGAGGGAGAAGUUUGCAUGGGUGACUGAACUCUCUCACUGGACCAGAGGAUCAGAAAAUAUCUUCAAUAUUAUAAAGGUAGCUCCAAGAAUUGGUGAAGAAAAGUCUGCUAAUUCAAAUGGCACUCUGCUUGAAGUGAGCAUCCUAACUUCACCUACUUUCACCAUCAAAGUCCCCCAGGAUGUCAGCAUGGAGAAUUCUGACUUCAUUGAGUAUGUCGUUGGGAAAGCUUUACAGCAUUACAAGCAACAUUUUUGAGCCUGAUGAGAUGAUCUGAUACAGCUGACAUCUGGGAUCUAGACAUACCCCUCCGUCUGAGGUCCCAGAAUCGUGAAACAGAUGAGAAAGAUGUGAUGAAUGCACUAAAUAUGUGAUUUUAUGGUGGUAAAAUAUUAGUUUUGAAUGCCAUGAAAAACUGAGAAUUGAUUAAUUUUCUAUUGUAGUUUAAUAGCUGUUCAAAACAUGCUUUAAGUUAAAAAAAAGUAUAGUUAGUGUAUGGAUGCUCUAUAUUUUGUGGGUUUUGUUUAAAAACUAAAUAAAUGAAGAUCUAGUCUCUGAAAUGUCUGUUUUACUAAUAUGUUGGGGGUUUUCCUUCUUUUCAGUCUUACAUUUAUAAUAUGCAUUGACACUGUAGUAUUUUCCUUUAACAUGGCAAUAUUUUAAUGAAAAACACAUGCUGCUUUUGGUUGACAUCUAAUCAUUCUGUUGAGGUUUAGAGGUUUAGGGGUGCUGGGACCUCAAAAUCACAACACUCGGGUAUUGCCUGAGUGAAUUUGACCCAAUUCUUCUUUCAGCCAAAGACAAGGUUUAUUAUAGAUCAUCCAUAUUGGCUAGACUCUUAAGAAUCUAAACAUU